This is a messenger RNA of Aspergillus uvarum CBS 121591, 1068 nucleotides long. RefSeq names its product putative alpha/beta hydrolase. The transcript is spliced from 6 exons. Bases 91 to 1014 code for a protein of 307 amino acids. The record is from RefSeq and is a predicted model, not a curated record. NCBI's taxonomy places the organism in Eukaryota, Fungi, Ascomycota, Eurotiomycetes, Eurotiales, Aspergillaceae. Gene Ontology annotation, molecular function: catalytic activity. Gene Ontology annotation, cellular component: mitochondrion.
CAACAAUCCAUGAGUUAAAUUCGUUCUCCUCCUCUUCCUCUUUCGUUCCCUCUAGCCCACCAAUUGCGAACAUAGCGGGACAUCACCACCAUGUUCUUCAUCAGACAGCAGCGCCCCCACCACAUCCUCCGUUCCCUGCAUACGUCACCACCACCACUACCCGCACGAGUUCAACUCGCCUACGAGCUCCAUCACCACCACCGCCAACCACCGCGCAGCAGCAGCAGCAGCAGCAGCAGCAGCAGCCCCUCAACAUCACCAAUUCUCUUCCUCCAUGGGUUUCUCGGUUCGAAGCGCGAGAAUCGGCUGAUUAUCCUUAGACAACUGGCCAAGGAUACCUCCCGAGCAGUCUAUGCAUUGGAUCUGCGCAACCACGGCGACUCCGGCCACCAUCCGACGCACGACUAUGUGGAACUGGCGCUAGAUGUGCGAAGCUUCAUCGAGAAACACCGCAUUCGAGAGCCGACUAUCAUCGGGCAUUCGAUGGGAGCGAAAACAGCUUUAACCCUGUCGCUGGAAUCCCCUGACCUCAUCAAAGAUGUCGUGGCCAUCGACAACGGCCCCAUCCAUUUACCGCUUCAAUCGGAUUUCCUUGGAUACCUGCAAGGUCUGGCCCGGUUGCAAGAGGAGCGGAUCACCAGCCAUCGGCACGCCGAUGAGAUUCUGGCGGCAUAUGAGAAGGACCCUGCCAUUCGACUCUGGCUCAUCAGCAACCUCGUGAAGACACCAAAUUCGCCAUAUCUCGACCUGCGAAUCCCCGUGGAGAUCCUGAAAACGGCCAUGGGGCCCCUGGGCGACUUCCCCUACAGAGCGACCCAGGAAGGAGCCAAGCAGUUUCACGGGCGUGUACUCUUCCUGAGAGCACUUCGGAGCCAUUAUAUCCCGGAAACGGCGUUCCCGACGAUCUCUUCGUUCUUCCCAGCCGCCCAGAUCGUGAACAUUGAUAGUGGUCACUGGAUCGUUCAAGAGAAACCGGAGGAACUGCGGCAAACGGUUACAGAGUUCUUAUCAUAGCCUAGAAAAGGCACCGUCCGGUGCUGGUGGGCUUUGCAUGUCAGAUGAUUUGGC